Messenger RNA from Vitis vinifera (wine grape), 3505 nucleotides. RefSeq names its product SAC3 family protein C-like. The record is from RefSeq and is a predicted model, not a curated record. Gene Ontology annotation, biological process: mRNA export from nucleus. The transcript has 9 exons. NCBI's taxonomy places the organism in Eukaryota, Viridiplantae, Streptophyta, Magnoliopsida, Vitales, Vitaceae. Gene Ontology annotation, cellular component: cytoplasm; transcription export complex 2; nucleus. Bases 58 to 1332 code for a protein of 424 amino acids.
AAGUUGAUAGUAUAGGAUACAAUCUAAAAAAUGCACUUGAUUUCAUCAUCUAAAUAAAUGCUCUUGGCAAAAUGGAUCAUCCUAGCUGAAACCAGAGCACAAGCCGUCAUGGACAGGAGGCAACGGAGAAACCCUUCUGCUUCUUCUUCUGCCUUUUCAUCUCCAACUUCAUCCUCAUCGCGUUUCCGCUCAGAGAAAUUCUCCUCGAAUCCCCCAAAAACUAGUAACUCCCUGGAGGAUGCUCACCAAUUGAAAAGCAAAUGUGGGAAGCCACAAAGACCAGAGCAAGAGGAGGAAGGAGAGCAAGAUCCGAACAAUCUUCUCUCCUUAGUUGGAACUUGCCCAUUCAUGUGCCCUGCUGGAGAAAGGGCCCAACGUGAACGCCUUCGGGACUUAGCUGUGUUUGAGAGGUUACAUGGAAAUCCUGGGAAAACAUCUCCAAGCCUUGCUGUCAAAAAGUUUUGCAGAACCAUUGCCACUAAGCACAUGCAGGCGUCAGAUGUGCGGCCACUUCCAGUGUUGGAAGAGACUUUGAACUACCUAUUAAACCUGUUGGAUGCCACGGAACAUCCUUUUGAAGUGGUUCAUGAUUUCGUCUUUGAUAGGACAAGAUCAAUAAGACAAGAUCUUAGCAUGCAGAAUAUCGUUAAUGAUCAAACAAUUCAUAUGUAUGAAGAAAUGGUGAAAUUUCAUAUUAUAUCCCACCACAAGCUUCGCAGUUGUAGUAGCAAGCCAAAUUUUUCUUCAGUUCAUUACCUCAAUAUGGAGCAGCUGAAAAAGUGUCUGAUAUCUCUAUAUGCUCUAUACGAAGAAAAUCGAAAUUCAAAUUCUAUUUACAAGAAUGAACCUGAGUUUUGCUCAUUUCACGUUCUUCUUCAUCUUGGCUCUAACAACCAACCAUUGGGAGAGUCACUCUCUUUAUGGUUGGGUCGUGUACCUUCUCUCAUUUUGAAGUCAAAGGAAAUGUGUUUUGCCCGGAGACUUUUAAGAUUAUUUCGGAUGGGCAAUUAUAAGCGUUUCCUUUGUACUACAGCAACUGAGGCAUCUUAUUUGCAGUACUACAUUAUUGAACCUUACAUCAAUGAGGUUCGAGCAUUGGCAUUGUCAUGUGUAAAUUAUUGUGGCUACAAACUUCAUCCAUAUCCAAUUGCACACUUGUCCAAACUCUUGAUGAUGAAGGAAUUAGAUGUGGAAUCAUUUUGCAAUGCUUGUGGUCUUGAGACCAGCACUGGUGAGCGGGGAAAUAAGUUCUUAUCAACCAAGCAAACAAACUUCCAUUAUCCCAAGGAAGUCUUUCCAAGCUACUGCCUUCUGAGUUUGGAACACUUUUAGAGAAACAUUCGAAACUCCAUGAAUCUAUGGUGCCUUGGUGGCCUACAUUCAUAUAACUGGGGACACUUUGGUUUGCACUACAAUGACCCCCAAACAUGGUUUGUAGAGACUUUAUCAAAAUCACUAGCUUCAAAAGACUAAGGAAAGAAAAAUGUUCUCAAUGAAAACUUGGAGUCGAAUUGCAGAUAAAGACCUAAAACUCCCACUCAAUGUGUUUUAGGAAUUGUUCUUUCAUGGGGAUAAGCUGUUUGGUUUGUACAUGUCUCCUUGGUGAUACUUAGAGAUUGGUGAAGUAUACGUUUCCUUUGUGAUCUGGUUUGUAUCUGGGCAGAUGAAUGUUCAUGCCAGGUUCAUAUAUGUUUAUGAUAUAUGUCACCCUGGAAGGAUCUAGAUCAAGGGGAUGAGUUUGAAAAGCUUGAGUAGGUUUAAAAUGUUCCGAGAAUUGGUGAGCAUGAUAUAUAUCAACAUAUUGCAGAAGACAACAGAGCUUCUGAAAUAUGUCAGAUUCAAUAGUAGGACAUCUUAUCAGCUGUCACUUACUGUAAUUCUAUGCUCUCAAUAUUCAUUUGUUGAAGAAGAAAAAAAAAUUGCUUUAACACUAUUCAAUUACAGGAGAAUGUUCAAUUAUAGAAGAAAAUAAUAUUCGCUAGUCUCUUUCAACUGAAUCAACAUGCAGAGAAAGCAGUCAGGUGACCAGUUAUUCACAUAAUAACUUACAUACAUUGUCUCUCUACCUCUACUUGUUACUCAUCAGCCAAGCUUACAGUAAUAUAAGCUUGGGUUCAUCUCUCUAUGCCACUGAUGAAAACUCCACAUGGGCUUUGCCUUUCUGGUGAUUUUGCAUUUGGAUUCCAACCCUCUCCAAGUGAAGUGGACUUAUUCCUUCUUGCUAUCUGGACUGCAAAUGGAAGUUAACCGGUGCCAAGAGGAUCAAAAGUUGGGCUUACCACCAAUAGACGGCUUGUUCUCUAGAGGCUAAGAUAUGUGGAAGACAGACUGGUAAUGUGAGCAGCGAACCAGUGCAUGGUGCCAUGCUUGGAGAUGGAAAUUGCAUACCAGUGUAUGGGAGAGCUUCAAGCACCCGACUAAUACCAUAUUGCCAACCCAGGGAUUGGUGUUGGAGCCUACUGUGCAGUUGCUAUUUAUGAGGACCUGAGGUUUCCAAAUGGAACUGGAAGCUGUUGGAGGAAAAGACUUACCUCUUUCAAAUGGGAGGUUGGAUCAAACUGCUGUUUCCAGAAGUGCUCUAAUCAAGAUAUUGAAGUCCAGUGAACUAACUUCAGGCAGAGGCAACCAAAAUAAAGCAAUUCUAAUACUCUCAGUCCUCUUAGGCCCCUCUGUGUUCUUCUUCUUCAUUUCUCUGGCUGCAAUUUCUCUAGUUUUCUACUGCUUGAACCUCAAAAAUCUGCAGCUUUAUCACAGAAUCCUGAGUACAAGCGAUGGUAGAAGCCUUUGGCACUGUCUAUAAAGGGAUAUUACCAUCAGGUUCUGGAAAUUCUGUUGCUGAAAGAAGUUGGAGAAGGUGGUGGGAGAAGAUGAGAAAGAAUUCAAAGCAGAAGUGAAUGUGAUAGGCCAACUCACCAUAAGAAUCAAGGACACUAGCUGCGUUACUGUUGUGAGGGUGAACACUGAAUACUGGUGUUUUUUUUUUAUGCACAAUGGCUCUUUAUCAAGGUUCCUUUCUGGAGGCGCCCAAGGACUUGUGUACCUACAUGAAGAAUGCAGUAAACAGAUCAUCCAUUGUGACAUAAAGCCCUCAGAACAUAACUCUUGGAUGAUUCUUCUACAGCCAAAGUUGCAAACUUGGACUGGGAAAGCUUCUGAUAAGCAACCAGACUAGAACACUCACAGGCAUCAGAGGGACUAUGGGGUAUAUUCAGACAACUCGGGCAGCCUAUGUCUCUUAUAAUAACACAUUGUGAAGCAUCAGCUCAAUGCCGGGGUUCAAUCUGCAAAGCAAGGGAUUCAUCAAUGUUUCCUUCAAACUAAAUGAUAAGGAACAGAAAUGGAUCAUUCUGCAUUUUCAGUGGUGUUUGUUAUAGCAUUUAUACAAGAACUCUAGGGGUUUCUAUGUAUAACUUCAUUCCCAUUUUGUAUAAUCCAAAUCUCUUCAAUCGAUUAAAUGUAUAAAUGAAUCCUAUUCAUUGUUUGGAGUAACAACAAAAUUCUGGAA